This is a messenger RNA of Williopsis jadinii, 864 nucleotides long. RefSeq names its product flavin adenine dinucleotide pyrophosphatase (gene FPY1). The record is from RefSeq and is a predicted model, not a curated record. The transcript has 2 exons. NCBI's taxonomy places the organism in Eukaryota, Fungi, Ascomycota, Saccharomycetes, Phaffomycetales, Wickerhamomycetaceae. Bases 1 to 864 code for a protein of 287 amino acids.
AUGUACGGUCAAUUGGCUCGAAACGUUGGGUUGCAGAGUAUUAAGAUGAACCGUAUAGCCACUGCAGGCAUAAUUAUCAUUGGAGAUGAGAUCCUUAACGGGAAGAUCCACGAUACGAACUCGUAUUACUUUGCCCAGAAGAUGUUUUCACUGGGUGUUGAGUGUAAGAGGAUCUUGGUGGUUCCCGAUGAUGAGCUGGAGAUCCACAAUGCGGUUCAAUUGAUGCAGAAAUAUGACUUUGUAGUGACCAGCGGUGGUAUUGGGCCAACCCAUGACGAUAUCACUUAUGACUCGUUGGCUAGUGCGUUCAAGCUGCCUACAGAAUUACAUCAGGAGACUGCCGAGAGAAUGGCCAGGUUGAGUCAGAAGAACAUACAACACGAAGGAGAUGCUAGAAAGGCACAAUUGCGCAUGGCAACGUUCCCAAAGGGUGAUAAUGUUGAUGUGAUCUUUUUAAGAGAUGACCUAUGGGUCCCUGUCGUUGGCCUGAACGAACGGUUCUAUGUCCUUCCAGGAGUUCCACAGCUAUUCACAAAGCUGUUGGACUCUUUGAUAGAAUCCUUCAAGGGUACGAGAAUCAUCAGUAAAUCGUUUAUUAGAUACUUUGUCAAGACACCUUUGAGAGAGUCAGCAAUGGCUCCACAUCUAAGUAAACUACAGAAAGAAGUUGGUAAUGACAUCAAAAUUGGAAGCUAUCCACAUAUGGGCCAGGGCUUCAACACCAUAAGUGUUCUGGGAAGAGAGGAGGAUAAAAGCAGCUUGCAAUACGUUGUUGACUACUGCGUAAAGAACUUAGAAGGUGAACAGGUCACAGAUGAACAAGAGAAAUCAUACUCCGAAAAGGUUGAAGAUAGAGUGGAAUAA